AUGUACCAAGAAGGUCUCGCUCCUAGCACCAUUUACGUCGUCCCAACUAUAACUCCUGGGGCAAAAUUAUCUACCGGGCGGAUUGAUACAUCAAUUUUAAUACUCAAACGUCAGGCAGAUGACGGAGGCGCAUCGAUGUUUAUGACGCCUUUUGACGGAAGUCCGGAGACAGCGUGGGGUGUUGUGCGGGAACUUCUAAAUGGCAUGAAACUGGGGGGCUCGUUUGCGGGAGGAUGCGUGUCCGAAGAAAUUCCCUUCCGCUGGUGGGGAACAACGGAUGUUGCUCUGGAAAAGAACAUCGCCCUCAGCAGAACUCUAGAAGAAGACGGAAGGGAUUUGGACGAGAUAAUUACCCUUCAACGCGCCGCAUUUCAACUUACUUCCCCGGGCCACCAAGAACACCUUGUGACCCUCACUAACUUCGCGGACUGCCUUGAAAAGCGGUUCUGGAAGGAGGGCGACAUGGAAGAUUUAAUGGAAGCCAUACCCAUCCGACGUGCUGCGCUGGAGCUCACUCCUCCAGGGCAUCAAGAAUAUCGUACCUUCUCUUGUCCGUCUUGCGAGUUGCCUAGAACAGCGGUUUAG
This is a messenger RNA of Pisolithus orientalis, 585 nucleotides long. RefSeq lists its product as uncharacterized. The transcript has 2 exons. Bases 1 to 585 code for a protein of 194 amino acids. The record is from RefSeq and is a predicted model, not a curated record. NCBI's taxonomy places the organism in Eukaryota, Fungi, Basidiomycota, Agaricomycetes, Boletales, Pisolithaceae.